Molecule: messenger RNA, 2192 nt
Organism: Temnothorax curvispinosus
Lineage: Eukaryota; Metazoa; Arthropoda; Insecta; Hymenoptera; Formicidae
Gene: MED17
Product: mediator of RNA polymerase II transcription subunit 17
Exons: 8
Coding region: 1-1953 (650 amino acids)
Biological process (GO): regulation of transcription by RNA polymerase II
Cellular component (GO): mediator complex; core mediator complex
Molecular function (GO): transcription coregulator activity
Source: RefSeq, a predicted model, not a curated record
AUGAAAACAACAAUGGCGUAUUCCGUGAACAUCUCCGUAGAGGCGCCGAUUGAGAAUCAGAUACAGGAAAUCACCUACGAUGGCCAAGAGAUUUACCAAGCACCUCUCACGUUAUCGGAGAACCUGGCGAAGAUCGCUCAGAAGAUCGACUUCAGUAAGACGAACGGCGAGGAGGUGAAGAAGGAGCAGUUGGAAGGUAACGAGAAAAGCGAGGAGGACACGAAAGACCCCGCUUCGUUUCAAUCCUCUUUAUGGCCGUGGGACAGCGUUAGGAAUAAAUUAAGGAAUGCCUUGACCGAGGUUUGCGUAUUGGCCGACGUGCUUGCGAUAGCGAAGGAAAAGAAUUACAUGGUAUUGGAUCCGGUGCCGCAGGAGUCGACCGAUGUGAAAUCGAUGAUACAGGUGUACGCUAGGAAAAAGGCGUUGGCGGGAGCGGCGUCGGUUCUCAUGAUGGGCGCCGAGAGACUGCGAAACUGCCAGGCCGAAUUAGCCAGAACCAGAUCCACCCCCGACUUCCACAUCGAGCUGUUGAGAUUGCGGCAAAACUGGCGUCUGAAGAAAGUGUCCAACUCCAUCAUCGGCGAUCUCAGCUACCGAACUGCUGGCUCUAAGUACACGCAAACGGGCAUGUUUGAAGUUACCAAAGCCGAGGAAGAUGAAAAAAGUAGCAAUAGUCCACCGGCGUCUCCUAAUACCGGUAGCAAUAUGUCCGGGCAGUCUCACGGCCCUUCAAACUCAAAAGCGUCCGCCUUGCGCGUGACCAUACCCAGCGAGUUGCAAGGUGUUGCGUACAUCGAAGUAUUAUGCCAGAAAGAUCAGGAAGAUUUGUGCAACGCAAAUAUAAGUUUGCUCAACAGUAGUGCGAAUAAUUCAAAUACCGAUAUGCAUUGGCAGCAAAAGUUGGAAGCUGCGCAGAAUGUUCUGUUUUGUAAGGAACUGUUUAGUCAAUUAGCGCGGGAGGCUGUACAUUUGCGCGCGCCUAUACCUCACAUGGUUGUCGGAAAUCAGAUAAUGGCCACGGUACUCCCGGGAAUUCAAUUAAUAAUUGGCCUGUGCCACAGCACAGGCAGCGACAAGAAACCUACGGCACCACCGCCGCACAAAACGGACCACGAUCACGUGCUGGAGCACUCCCUGCAUCAAUUGUUACGCGAAGUACAUUAUAACAAUAGCAAUCAUCCGUUUCCUCAUCCUGCCUCGGGGCCCCUCGGGCCUAGCAAACGCAGAUACGUAGCUGGCCCUACCGCUGCCGAUAGAUACGAACUUCUGGAAAUGACGAAGAGCCAGACUCUGCUAGAACAAAUUAUCCAACAAGCACAACACUUUUUCAUGCGUUUGCGCACAGAAUACGUGUUGGACACGAUAGCGAAGGAGGUGAAAGAUCCGCUCAUCGUUUCGCAUUGGAACGGAUUGAAUUCGCCGACGCAGUCUUGUGUAAAAAUAAAUAUCUUGACACACGGAUACGAUAGCGUGUGUCGAACGUCGAUGGUCGUUCACGUCGGUGAAAAGUCACUGAAAUGCGUGUGUCGCGACGGUAGGGUGAUGCACAUGAGUUACGAGCCUCAGGAACUGAGGGACCUAAUUUUCUGUCAGAUUUAUCAGCAUCAAAUAAGUGCAGUGCAGGCUCUCGCCAAGUGUAUGGGCUGGCAGUUUCUAGCUAACAGCUCACACCUCGGCCUAGGUUCGGUGGAACCCUUGGGUAACGCCAGCAGUUGCAUCCUUGCUUCGCCGAUCGGCGACAGGAUGAUAGCAGUACGAUGCGAACCACAAACGGGUGUGCAGGUCGCCAUUGCUCAUUCUCCCCGAAAAGACUUCUUCCCUGGUCAACUUGUUCGAGAGAGAAAAUGGGAGAAUCUUGGAGGUUCCUUCAAAGAAGUCAGAUGGGACAAGAUGGAAGGGAGGAAUUUUCUCAACAAAAUGGAGCUACUCAUGUCUUCUUUAACAAGUUCUUAAGUGUUGCAGAUUACGGUCAAACUUUCGUAUAUUUUUUUUUGUUUAGGACUGAAAAGUUUAUAUUUUUUUAUAUCUUUAACCUGCACUUACAUUCUAACGACAUAGAACAAAAUUGUUAGUGCACACAUGGUCAAUUCAGAGUAAGAUAAGAAGCAAAUUUUUCGAUCCAAGUUGAUUAUGUGCAAAACGCAAGACGCAUUUUUAUUCUAUGCGCGUGAUCAAGCAAUGUGAAAUAAUGG